This is a messenger RNA of Elaeis guineensis (African oil palm), 1056 nucleotides long. RefSeq names its product carbonic anhydrase, chloroplastic. Lineage: Eukaryota; Viridiplantae; Streptophyta; Magnoliopsida; Arecales; Arecaceae. The record is from RefSeq and is a predicted model, not a curated record. Gene Ontology annotation, biological process: carbon utilization. Gene Ontology annotation, molecular function: zinc ion binding; carbonate dehydratase activity.
UCGUUAUCCUGACCCCUAGCAUUAUUAAAACCCCCGUGAGCCCCUUGCCCCCUGCACAAUGUCCAGCGCCGCAGCCCAAAGCUGUUGCUUGUGCUAACUCCCCGAGUCCAGCUGCUCUUCGGCCCGCUACUGUCUCCAGCCUCACCCCUUCCCCUUCGUCUCCCUCGUCUUCGACCCCGCGCCUCAUCAGGAACUCUCCUGUCUUUGCUGCCCCCUCCACAAUUGCCACUGCCGUGGAUCGGGAGGAGGAGAGGGUGAUCAUCCAUGAGAUGGGACCGGUAGAGAGGAUGCUGUCCGGCUUUGAGCGGUUCAAGAAGGAGGUCUAUGAUAAGAAGCCAGACUUGUUCGGUCAGCUUGCAGAGGGUCAAAGCCCAAAGUUCAUGGUGUUCGCCUGUGCGGACUCCCGCGUGUGCCCUUCCGUGGUCCUCAACUUUCAGCCUGGCGAGGCCUUCACCAUUCGUAACAUCGCCAACAUGGUCCCACCCUACGACCAGACGAAGUACGCGGGUGUUGGGUCGGCCAUCGAGUAUGCGGUCAUCCAUCUCAAGGUGGAGAACAUCGUGGUGAUCGGUCACAGCCGUUGCGGUGGGAUCAAGGGGCUUAUGUCCAUUAAGGAUGAUGGGACCACCAGCACUGAGUUCAUAGAGAGUUGGGUGAAAAUUGGCCUUCCAGCAAGGGAGAAGGUGAAGGCACAGCACGCGGCUCAGCCUUUCGAGGACCAGUGCACCCAAUGUGAAAAGGAGGCCGUGAACGUCUCUCUCCAAAACCUGCUGACCUACCCCUUUGUCAAAGAAGGGCUAGAGAAGAAGACUCUCAAGUUGAUUGGAGCGCAUUAUGAUUUUGUUAAAGGUAGCUUUGAGACAUGGGAGCCUUAAACUUGCACCAUGCAGACCCCUUAAAUGCUUUGAGUCGUCAUUAGUAACAUAGAAUAACCUUCAGGGUUUCUGACCUGGGGUCUUUUGAUGUGUGAUGUAUGUUUGUAUCAUGUUAUCAUCAAAUACAUCAAUAACAUUAAUGUUAUAAAGAUUUCCUUUCGUAUAAUCUUUUUUUACAAAA